Penicillium cosmopolitanum is the source of this 2949-nucleotide messenger RNA. RefSeq lists its product as uncharacterized. NCBI's taxonomy places the organism in Eukaryota, Fungi, Ascomycota, Eurotiomycetes, Eurotiales, Aspergillaceae. The record is from RefSeq and is a predicted model, not a curated record. The coding region runs from base 1 to 2949 and encodes 982 amino acids. The transcript is spliced from 3 exons.
AUGCGCCUUGAACUUGCGGGACAAUCCUCAUGGCUUGCCCUGCUAUCAUUAUGGAUAAUUGCGAUUGGAAUUCCACGAGCGUCUGCAUCGGACGAAGUGCAGAGAAUGAUAGCGAUAAGAGGUCUGCAGUCAGGAUCUAGAAAUUCCAGUAGCCAUCACGGUUUUUCCACAUCCAGAUCGACCAUCUCAGCCCCAGUUCCAUCCGUUACACUGUCGUCUGAGAAUCCUCCAUCGAGUACAGUGACCAUUCCUGGAUCGUCGCCGACCACAAUUCGGAAAAGCAGCUCCGUGGCCACCUCAAGUCCUCGCCUGCCUAGCUCCGACCCUUCGAGCUUGUCUACUACCUCGUCAAGCCGUCCUUUGAUUCCUACCCAGGGGACAACCAGUGGCACGGCUCACGAGUCGGGCUCCAACCCAAGCUCCAAUCCAAGCUCCAACCCGAGCUCAAAUCCAAGCUCCAACCCGAGCUCCAACCCGAGCUCCAAUCCAAGCUUCAACCCGAGCUCCAACCCGAGCUCCAACCCGAGCUCCAACCCAGGGACCAAGGAUACCAGCUCGCCAUCCGGAGGCUCACCUUCAACACCUGGUCAUCCAAAGCCUUCAAGCAGCAAUAUUCCUCCUUCUUCAGCUGGGAAUACAGUGGUUCCUGUUACCUCAAAAACUGUGAUCACUAAGCUGAGCACUACCGUAACCAGUGCUAUUACUACAUCUUCAACGGUUCCAUUUCCUAUAACUCUAAACACUGAUGACCCACAAGCUACUUCAAGUGUCAGUUCUUUACAGAAUGAGAUCUCGGUCACACUUAUCCCGAUUUUCUCAAAAUUGAUAGACACGCCAGACAAAAACAAGGCAGAAGAUGCCAUCGAGAAGCUCAAUAAGGUAGAGCCUGAGUCUAAGAUCAACCCGAACUCAGACGGAUCAACAGGCUCAUGUAGUGGCGGUGGAAACCUUCUCUCAGACUUGAUCAACGCUGUUACCUGUAUCGAUGAUGAAUUGAGCAAAGUGAAGUCUGAAAUUGAAGGAGGUAUCGACGAUGACUUUUCCGACAUCGAAGGCUUGGAGAGCACGGUUUCUAGCAUCACCGACCUGACUGAGAACUCCAAUGACGAGGAUCAUUCAUCGUCAGAUGAUUCUACUACUUCGACCUCCUGCUCCUCCACCACCACCGAAGAUAUCUACGUGGAAUGUUCUGCCACCUCAGCCCCUGGUCGUAAGAGACAAGCAGCAGCAUCUUGCUCGACGUCGACAAAGACAGUGACUGGCUGUGAUAUCUCUGCCUCUACAACGACUACAACGAUUUCUUGCUCGGAAACUGAAACGAUUACCAAUUGCGAUGUUGUUUGCCCAACCACAGCUAUUCCAAAAUCCCAACUGGCUGGUCGUGCUCCUGUAACGGCGAGCUGCAGCACCACCUGUUCAACAGAAACCGCGUGCAGCACCACUGGAUCUACCUCGACUAGCUGGAGUACCACAACAACAACACCAAGCUCCAGUGUUGGUGGGCAGUGCGGAACAGGGUGCUCGUCUUGCAUGUCUCUUUCGACUCCGACUGCUAGUUCAGCGGCAAAGAGGGAUCUGGAUCUUACCAAGCGUACUCUCACAUCCCCACAAGAUGCUCCUUAUAACGGCGACACAGGUGCAUUCUUGGUCGAUCAGUAUGUUUGGGCUGAGUGGGUGCCGCUUGGAACUGGUGGAAGGUCAAACCCCACAGCUCUGUAUCAUGAGCUCAAGAAGGAGAAGUAUGACAUGGCUGUUCAAGGAUUGUAUGGUUGCACCUCGGUGGUGGUUGUAUCCGAGAAGGCCGUAUACAUGUCGCAUUUCUGGGAAGUUCCUGGGUUUAGCCAGGGCAACUGGGGAAUUGGAACACAGGAGAGAUUUGAACAAGAAGUCCUCACUCCUCUUGAAAGUGGCGAUGGCGGAUCUGGAAUCUCCGGUUUGCGACAGUACGCAGGAUCUAACGGGGCUUUUGCUAGUCAGUACAGACCUGCAGCAUAUGUUAUCAGACCUGGUAGUUCGGGCCGACCGGAUUAUGACAAGGCAUAUGAUAAAAAGGUGGACCAAAUCGUGGAAAAGGUGAAAAAUAUUUUGGGAGUCUCGACGCCUCCAAUUCCUAUCACUUACAGUCGCGCCGGAGGCGGAGGAGCCGAUAAUACCUUCACGCCUUUGGGAAAGGUACUUUUCCAGUAUGACCCUGUUCAAGCUCGCCAAGCCACCGAUAGCUGCUCUAUUCAACAAGCCAUGGUGCGAGUUUGGGUGGAAGACAAGCCUCGCUACGUCCAUCAGAGAUACUGGAUUGCGUAUGAUGACCAAAGGGUUGCACAGUCUGGUAAUCAAAAGCGCGAUUGCCCGGCCGAUGCAACUGCCGGGGACAACACGACUCCCUCUUCGGCCCCAAAGCCUAGUUCAACGCCCACACCGAGUCCGGAAACAACUACAACUGAGGAGCAAACAACCACCGCCGAUGAGACCACAACAACAGCAGAAGCUACCACUACGACGGAGGCCCCCACAACCACAACAGAGGCACCGACCACUACGACGGAAGAUCCCAUACCCACAACCACAGCAGCACCACUUCCAACCGCUGAGCUAGUUGUCGCUUAUGUUGUUAAUGGCUGGUCCAACAGCUGGAGUGUAUAUACGCCCGACAUCUUUGACGAUAGUCCUGACUGGUGUGAUGGAAGUACUGGCCAGUGGAGCGCUAGUGGUGAUAUAUCUUUGAAGAACGUCCCUUAUCCCGACGGUGACAAUGACUUCGACUUCGAUGUAGACGAUAAGAGUGAUUGCUCUUAUUCGUCCGACUCGGAUGAAACAGCUGGUACUCUGAGCUGCCCUGACUUUUCGGAGGAUGUCCAGUGCACAGAAUAUGGUGAUCAAAGUCAAUCAACCUGCUAUGGCGUUGCGAAUGCUAUGAUGAUUGUUCCUAAGGUUCUGUGCCAGUGGGGCUAG